Molecule: messenger RNA, 417 nt
Organism: Microthlaspi erraticum
Lineage: Eukaryota; Viridiplantae; Streptophyta; Magnoliopsida; Brassicales; Brassicaceae
Source: the annotation of a GenBank genome assembly
AUGACAAGAAAGGAUUGGUCAGUCAAGCUUGAUGAUGCUCUUUGGGCAUAUAGAACUGCAUUCAAAACCCCACUUGGAACAACUCCUUUUCACCUUGUCUAUGGAAAGGCUUGUCAUCUUCCUGUUGAGAUUGAGUAUAAGGCGGAAUGGGCAGUAAAGAAGCUAAACUACGAUAUCAAGACAGCAAAGGAGAGGUGCUUGAUUCAGUUGAAUGAGUUGGAUGAAAUUCGUCAUAAUGCCUAUGAGAAUUCUAGGAUCUACAAGGAAAGAACAAAAGCAUAUCAUGACAAGAAGAUAGUCCCCAAGACGUUCUCUCCCAAUGACCAGGUUCUCCUUUUCAACUCACGCCUGAAACUCUUUCCCGGUAAGCUUAGAUCGCGAUGGUCCGGACCUUUUAAGAUAAAAGAAGUGAAAUGA